AGGUACCGGCAGCAGACCUGCAAACUAAGUGGAAUCCAUAGAAAUUCUCAAAAAUGGUCCGUUUUCACUUGCUCAUUACUUUCUUAUUUAUGGAGUAAUACAAAUUAAAAAAAAUACUAGUAUAAGUUUGUCCUUUUUCCUUUCAUGUGUUGUGUGUUAUUUGUUCAUUAAGAAACAAUUAUAAAUCUGAUUUUAAUUAGCAAUGCACUAAUGACGUCAUUAAUUAGCGCCGCGGGACGCUCGCCUCAAGAAAUUUACCCCAACGGAAAAUACACGGUCUUUUUCUUCACUCUCGCGCAUUUAACACAGACGACAUAAAAAUAAUCUAAAAAUAGUAACGAGGUCACAAGAGUUGGCUCUUUGUUUUGGUAUCAAAUUCAUUUUAAAAACGUACUAUUUUGUAACAGUAAAUCGUAAUUAAAAUAAUUAUGCGUCUUUAAAUCAUCAUAGCGUCAAAAGUAUUUUUAUAAACAUAGCAAGUUCUGAUAUCAAUCGAUUCUUCAUUCAAUUUCCUUUCCAACAAAUGUACGAAACGAAAGCUAGCUUAUCUGUGGCGCAUGCGCCGAACAAUAUAAAACGGUAAACCACACCCGUGAUUUGAAAAAAAGCGCGCGACCCACCAUGCAAGAUGGCCAGCAAAGAGGAUUCAACGGAGAUCGCGUCAACUACGUUAUAUGAACAAAUAGAUGAUGAAAACUUCAAGAGAUUGAAAUCUAUUUUCAAUUCAUCUGGAAGAGGUAGACGGCCUUCAGCACCAACAAACCUGAUCUGCAACAACCAUCUUCUUAUCCAGUUUUAUUACCUGAAAGACGGAAACAAGACAUGGGACAAUGUUGCAGAUUUUGCCUCAAGCAUAACCGAACUUCAGCCUCCACGACUCCGAGCAUUAAUUCUUAAAACUCACAACAAAGCCAAACAUUUGAAGGAUAAUGUUUUACAAGAUUUUCUCUCUGUCGAGAUGGAUUUGGUUGGACAUUAUCUUCGCCAAGUGAACGUGUCACGGACUGAAUUGCUCAAUGAAACAAGUGCGUCGAGGUCUACUUUGGUCACUUUAACCAAUGGAAUAAUCUUGGACUUGGUGUCAUUUCAAAAGAAAGAAGAUUUUCCUCUGUCCUGGAUAAUUCAAGCAGCAAGCUAUCUUUCUGGUUUUCGGUUGGAUAAACAGUCUUUCGGAAACGAUUUGAAGAAAAUUCAAGAAUCUGCAAGGAAGAAAAGUAAAGCACGGCAUAGGGACAAACAGGCGUACAGUGAUUUCCACGCAACACCCUACCUCAACAUUAAAGAUACUGACAUCACAGUGUCUAAAGUCUGUCCACCCUCGAUACCUCAACCUGCCACACCUCUUUGUCGUAAGCGAAUAAAGUUGGAUGACAUCCCUGUUGACAAUAGCCCCAAGACAACAUUGCCUUAUGUAUGUGAGGUUGAACUGUCACCACAGUCAGCAGUAGAAAAUUUGCCCUUCAUGUCCGCUUCUAAAGGUAACCAAAUAAGAAAGCUUAAGGGUGAAUUGGAGAUUUCCAUCAAAGAACUGAAAUUAGAAAAAGAGAAAACAAUGACACUCAAUGACAUUAUUUCAGAUAAGACAUCUGAAUUUGAGAAACAAAUGGACCAAAAGAAUCAAGAUUUGGAAUCAAGGGAAACUUUUAUUUCAUCAUUAAAACAGGACAUUCAACAUUUAAAGUUGCAAGAAGAAGCCACCAAAUCAUCUCUGGAACGUACGAGGAAAGAACUUUCAAGACUUCGUCAUGCUCCAUACUACAAAAGAAUGAAACGAUGGGAGAAAAAGCUCACAGAGCAAGAGGUCAGCCUCAGCAAAGGUCAUGGUCUCCAAUCUCAACGGACAAUAAAAAACCUAAAGCAUAAGCUCAAAAAAUCUCAAACACUUCUCUCCAAUGCUAGGCAAGAAGAGAAGAAAAGGAAGGAAAAGGUCAGAUUGAACUUGAAAUUGCAGGAAGUUAAAGAUGAUCGGCUUCCAAAGGAUGACAGGCAUGAGGCAUCACUACGUAUGCGUGAGGGGAACUCUAACAAAUUCACAAGGGAUGUGGUCAAGUGUGUCAUUGAACUGAUGGGAAGAGCAGAGGUCUCAGGCAAGAACUGUGGUUCAGUCAUUGACAUUGUUGUGAGGAAUUUGUUUGCUAUAAAGCUUGAUUCUAAAGACCUCCCAUCCGAAAGAUCUUCUCUUCGAUAUGCGGACAAAGGACAUGUCCUUGCAAAACGACAGCUGGCAGAAACCCUUUUACAGGCAUCAAAUGUUGAUCUACACUCAGAUGGCACAACAAGGGAUCACAGCAAAGUAGUUGGACACCAGCUCUCAACAGAUGGAGGCCAACUGUUGUCAUGUGGCUUUGCUCCUGUAUGCAGAGAAGACACUGAUACUCUGAUUGAUGUAGCAUUCAACCUCUUGAAGGAGCUGGCAGACUUGUACCCAGAAAAUGAAAUUGAUGCUGUCUUUCAAACAAUGUUGAAAAACAUUACAGGUCUGAUGAGCGAUCGAGCCAGUGUAAUGAAGUCCUUUAACAAGGCCUUUGAGAAACAACGCAACGAGACCUUGGUUGACGUUGACGGUAUGGAAUUUCUGCAUUGUAAUGCCCACUUCCUUCUUGGCAUGAGCUCAGCAGCAGACAAGGUCCUUAAGCAGUGGGAGAAAGAACAAGAAGAGAAGAUAGGGCGUGACUGUGCAGACAAGUUCAAGAGGUUCAGCUCAAAUGCUGAAAAUGCUGGAGCUAGAUAUAUAAGAACUGCAUGUGACAUACUGGGACCCAGAGGCGAUGAAAAAAAUGGAUGUAAGGACUCGUGGGAAGCUUUCUGUAGCAUGCAAGAUCUUCAUUCACUGAUUACCAGCUUCAGAGGAAACAGAUUUAACAAUCUAUUCCAGGCUGCUGCAUCCCUUCACCAUCACAGAAGAGAAGUCAUCGAUUUCUUGAAGAACUUCAUGCCAUCCUUGAACCUGAAGCAGGAAAGUGUAUUGUAUGAUGCUGAAUGCGAUAACGUUGAUGCAAUCAUCAUAUCUUUGGGGAUCAUCUACCAGAAGAUUACUGGCCCAUACUGGAUCUUGAUCGGCAGAGAUAUCACCUACUUGGACUUCUUCAUGUAUGUGACAGAAAUGCAUGAUUCCUUGAAGAGGUGGGAGGCUGACGCCAGUCAACUUGCUGAAGACCAAUGUCCUCCCCUUUUUGGUAUCACAGUGGACAGCAAUGUCUUUCCUGGACUCUACCAUGGGAACAGCACCAACAAACAUUCAACGGUCACCCUACUUCUCCAGAGACUUUGUGCGCAGUUCCUGGUUGUUGUAGAAAGACAGCUCUGUGAUUUCUUGCCUGGUGGCAAGUACCAUGACGUGAAGGAUGAGCAGCAGAUCGACAAGAUGAAGCACUCCAAGAUAACCAACCUGAUUGGUGAAGCUUGCUUUGGAGACCUAGACUUUAGCAUCUUCAAGCGACGACAUGCAUCCCUUCAUCAUCACAGCACCAUGAACAUGUUGAAAAGAAACAAGACGUCAGUUUGGUUUGACACCAAAUCUGAGAAGGAGCAGGAUGAGUUGCUGAAACUUUGCUCAGAGAGGUCUGAAGGCCUGCGCAAGGCACAUCAAGUUGAACAAUCAAGUGUUCUCAGCAAGCAAAGGGAAAUCCUUGCAGCAAACAGACUGAAGAAGGAGAGAAAGGAAGCUCAACUUGCUGCUAGAAAGAAAAAGCUGUCAGAGUCCGUACACAAACACGGAGGACCCUGUCAGCGUGCAAGGGAUGUGGACAUACUGCUCGGACGUUUCGACAGCAAUACAGAAAAGCUGCACUUCCUUAAAGAAGAAAUUAGAUUUCAAAAGAUUGUUUUAGGUUUCACGAAAAAACAUCUUAAACUGUGUGGCAGUAUCGGAGAACUUGCCAGCAAUCUCAAAGCCCAUCUUGGUGACGAGGAACUGCCGUCAGCAGAGACAACCAUGGCAGAAUUUGACACGGAUGAAGAAGCUGAAGCAGAUGAAGAAGCCAUCAUAAAUGAUGCUCAGUUUGGCAGCUUCAGCUUUUCAAAUCAAGGACAAUUCAUAGCUGUCUACUUUGACAAUGAUUUUUAUAUUGGCCAAGUUUUGUCUGUUGCAACUAAAGAGCAAGCAGAAGUGACCUUCCUUGAGAAGUGUCGAUUGAAGAAGAACGUUUUUAGAUGGUCUAAGUCAGAUGUAGAGACAAUUUCAGCAGCAUUUGUGUUUGACUGGGACUUUGAAGUCACAACAACCAAUGGCAGAAUGUGGAGUAUAAGCACUCUUGAGCGGUUUAUUAUUCUGGGCCAAAAGUACAAGGUUUACAAAGAACUUUAUUGUUAAUUUUUUGUAUUAUUGCCGAUAUUACUAGUAGUUUGUUAGUUGCUACUGCAACAGCUCUACUAAAACAACAAACAUGUUGACAAUAUUAGACAUUUUGACAAUCAAACUAAUGAAAUUGAAACAUUGAAUUUGGCCCACUUUUGUGUCGUAUGUAUAAAAACAUGAAUUGGUAUUCACUACGGUUGAUUGUCCUUGUGACAUAUUCCAUAUUUUUUAUUUGUACAAGACAUCAUUUAUUACUGUAAUAUAUUGUUAUUUGAAUAUGUCAUUGACAGACAUGUGUACUAUUAGUCUACAAAGUUUUACUGCUUGAAUAGUUAAGGAAUUAGAGAAAAAGGAAAAAUUAUACAAACAGGCAAUCUGUUGACAUUUUUCCGCCACCAAAAUUUAAGAUUUUGUCAUCUUUGGUAGCUUCUAACAGGUUCAAUUGCAUUAUCAGAGACCUGGAAAAAAAUAGAGUUAAAAUAUAUAACCAAUUGUGUUUGGAAAAUGUUUUAUAUGCCUUUUGCUGUCAGAAAUAUUCCUUUUAUGGUGAUGUGAAAUGUGGUAAACGACUAAAUUUUCAAGUUUAAUUUCCAACAUUUUUCAAUUUUUAGAGCUCAAUAUUUCUGAUUAUAUGUCCUCAGAUGUGGACAGUAAUUCUACAAAUGGUUUAGAGUUAUAUAUGUUUUGUUCAAAUGCUUUUUGUUUGCUUGUGUUAGUCUUUGUUUUGUUAUGAAUUAAUGCAGAACUUGUCCAAAUGUAAUUAAAUUUGCCCACGUCUAUGACAAUGGAUGUUCGAUUGUCAAUAUCUCAAGAACUAAUAAAGAUAUCUUCAUAAUUCUU
Molecule: messenger RNA, 5137 nt
Organism: Haliotis rufescens (red abalone)
Lineage: Eukaryota; Metazoa; Mollusca; Gastropoda; Lepetellida; Haliotidae
Exons: 2
Coding region: 629-4312 (1227 amino acids)
Molecular function (GO): 3'-5'-RNA exonuclease activity
Source: RefSeq, a predicted model, not a curated record